UGUUCUAUUUCUGCCAUAUGAUGAAUGUGUUGCCGGCAAAAUAUCUUCCGGUCGGCUACCGGUUCCGUCCGACUGACGAAGAACUGAUCAAUCACUACUUGCGGUUAAAGAUCAAUGGUUACAUUGAUGAAGUUAGUUGUAUUCGAGAAGUUGACGUUUGCAAGAAAGAACCUUGGGACCUACCCGAUUUGUCGGUGGUUGACUCGAUUGAUAACGAAUGGUUCUUUUUUUGCCCCAAGGAUCGUAAGUAUCAGAACGGGCAGCGAUUGAAUCGGGCAACGAUUGCUGGUUACUGGAAGGCUACAGGGAAAGAUAGGAUGAUUAAGACUACCAGGGGGAAUCAUGUGAUUGGGAGGAAGAAGACGCUUGUUUUCUAUACGGGUCGGGCUCCGAAAGGGGAGAGGACUCAUUGGGUGAUCCAUGAGUACUGUGCUACAGAAAAGGAACUCGAUGGUACCCAUCCUGGCCAGAGCCCUUUUGUGCUUUGUCGUUUAUUCAAGAAACAUGACGGGAAGGAUGAGAAUUUUGGGGGUACAAACUCUGUUGAUGUUGAUCAGAGCAUUGCCUCUCCCCUAUCCAAUGUAAAGUCUUCCACCGAAGAUCCUCCUUCAGAUCCCGUGACUCCAAUGUUGACUGGUCAGCCAGAGGUGCAACCUUCAAGCAACAAUAGUUGGGCAAUUGAAGAUUCUGAUAGAACAAGUGUCGACCCUCCUCAUUAUUUUGAUUGGCAUACUAUGAACCAUGAAAAUGAGAUGCCAGAUGUUGAUCUAGAUGAGGCUCUAAAUGCUCUUUGUGAUCCUAUACCAAACGAUCUGGAUUCAAAGAUCUUCUCGCCUCUGCAUUCUCAGAUGCAUCUAGAGUUUGGAUCUUCAUACCAGGGUAACCCUACACUUUGCAACCCUAGCAACGAGCAUAGUGGGUAUGGAACAAAUGUGAAGGAUAUGAUGGAGUUUUUGGAGAACGUUCUAGUUGAACCAGAUCAUUUUCCUAUUGAAGAUACUGGUUAUAAUGAGGCUUUGGCUGCUCAAGCUUCUAUGCAGGAGGAUCAUGUUAAAGAGACUGGAUUUAUCAGCGAGUCAGGGGGCGAAAUGGUCCUGAAAGAGCCAUCAGCUAGUGGUUUUUCUAGCAGAGGACCAUCUGUGCAGGACUCUGGGAGGCCUCUUCACAUGGCUCAUGAAAUGUAUAGACCAGCAUACGCAGGUCCUUCUGAAGUAUUUGAUAGAGUUUACUUACAAAGCCUAGAUAUCAUCUCGCGCCCUCCUGCUGAAGACCAAGUGCAUAAUCUGGUUAAGGAAGAACAAAGUGAAAACAAUUUUGGAACAGGGAUCACAAUAAAAAGUCGCCAAAAGCCGAAGCCUGUUGGUCUUCCAAGCCAAGGAACUGCAAACAGAAGAAUUCGUUUGAACGUGAAUCUACAAAUAUCGUCCAUUAACCAGCAUCCACUGCCAAAUUGGAGCUCCACUGAUGAAAACCAUGACGAGAAAUCUAGCUUGACUGAGAUGGAUAUGGAUUGUUUUCCUUCCGAAGAUGCUGAAAAAGGUUCGGCUGCUCAACCUUCUAUACAGGAGGAUCAAGUUAAAGAGGCUGAAUCUAGCGGCAAUGGAAAUGUGAAUAGUCUGGUGAAGGAAGAAAAAUUCAGCAAAUCUGAUGGGAAAAAUGAUGGUGGAACAGGGAUCAUAAUAAGAACUCGCAAAGGCCCAGAGCUUCCUGAUCUCCCAAGUCAAGGAUCUGCAAGCAGAAGAAUCCAUUUGAGCGUGAAUCGGCUAAGCUCCAUUAACCAAAAGCAGCCACCUCCCAGUAUGAGCUCUAGUGAUGAAAACCAUGAAGAAAAAUCUAGUGCGACUGAAGUGGAUUGCACUCGUUUCGAAGAUCAUGUUAAAGAAGCUGAAUCUAGCUACAAAUUUCCUGAAGCAAAUGCCAUCUUGCUUCCUCCUGCUGAAGAUCAAUUGAAUUCUGACAGUGAAAACAAUUCUGCAACUGGGAUCAUAAUAAGAACUCGCCAAAAUCAGGUUCCUGAUCUCCCUAGCCAAGGAACUGCAAACAGAAGAAUUCGUUUGCAGAAGAAACCAAGGUUCAUUCACCAGGACCAGCUACUGAAUUUGGGCACCACUGAAGAAGGUCUUGAUGAGAAAUCUUGCGUGACUGAGGCAAAGGAAGGCACUGAGAUUUUAACAGAUGAUGAGACUGUUGAUCAAGAUUCCAGUUCGAAUGUGAUUCAGGCAAAGAAACCAUCUUUGUUCAGCAGAUUUAAGGCAGCAUUAACUUCAAUCCCAGAGGUCUUGCAUAUGCCAAAGGUGCUGAUUGUCGUGGGCUUGUGUGCAGGGGUGGUUGCAUUACGAAAACACGUAUCGGUAUGAAGUUGUGUAGGUAUGUUGCAUGACUGUGAAUGAGUAGGUUUUAGGGUGUCGAAUAGUGGAAACUGAUGACAUGGAGAGGCUUGUGUUCAUAUCUAUUAUAUUUUACAUCAAAAUCCCAGUUACUGUGGGUUUAUAAGUUAUGCGGUAGUAAAGUGUAGUUGUGUACCAGUUUUCUUGGUUUUUUAAAGUACGUCUUUUUUGGAUUAUAAAUCCAAUAAUUCACAUAUGAACAUCGAAUUCAUAGGAGAUAUAUGGAUGUACCAGAUAUUGGUCUCUUUGCUA
Messenger RNA from Cynara cardunculus var. scolymus (artichoke), 2639 nucleotides. RefSeq lists its product as uncharacterized. Lineage: Eukaryota; Viridiplantae; Streptophyta; Magnoliopsida; Asterales; Asteraceae. Bases 18 to 2357 code for a protein of 779 amino acids. The record is from RefSeq and is a predicted model, not a curated record. Gene Ontology annotation, biological process: regulation of DNA-templated transcription. The transcript has 6 exons. Gene Ontology annotation, molecular function: DNA binding.